AUGGAUAUUGAAGUUCAAUCUAGAUCAAAGAAUAUUAAAUCAUAUUCGUCGAAUGAAUUAUCUCCUGACUCAUUAGUAGAAGAAUUAAUUCAUGAAUUGUCAUUUGAUAACAAACUCUCACCUUAUAGAUUAAGAUUAACAAGAUUAGAUAAUGGUAAACAAGUACCAUUAAUUCCACAUAAGACUUUUCAUGAAAAUGGUAUUUCUGAAAGCUCAGAGAAAAUAGGUUUAUUUGUUAAAGAUUUAGGUCCCCAAAUUUCAUGGAAAACAGUGUUUUUAGUUGAAUAUUUUGGUCCAUUUAUUUUCCAUCCUAUAUUUUAUUAUAUUCAAUCAUUAUAUAAUACUAUUGAUUUCCCACAUACUGAAACUCAACAAUUGGCAUUUGUUAUGGUUUUGUUACAUUUUUUCAAGAGAGAAUAUGAAACUUUAUAUAUUCAUAAAUUUUCAAAUUCUACAAUGCCAUUGUUUAAUAUUUUUAAAAAUUCAACUCAUUAUUGGAUAUUAAGUGGUUUUAAUUUAGCUUAUUUUAUAUAUUCACCAGAAUAUAAUAAUGGAAUAUCUAAAUAUUUAUUUCAUACAAGUAAUCAUUCAAGUUUGAUUAAUUAUUUACUAUUUGGAGUUUGGAUAUUUGCUGAAAGUUCAAAUUUUAUUACUCAUAGAAUAUUGAGUAAUUUACGUGACAAAGAUACUAAAAAUUAUGUUAUUCCAUUUGGUUAUGGUUUUGAUUUAGUUUCAUGUCCUAAUUAUUUCUUUGAAAGUGUAUCUUGGCUUGCUUUUGCUUUAUUAGUUAAUAAUUGGUCGGCAUGGGUAUUUUUUUUAGUCAGCUCUGGUCAAAUGUAUUUAUGGGCAAUUAAAAAACAUCAAAGAUAUUUAAGAACUUUUGGUGAUGACUACAAGAAGUUAAAAAGAAAGAUUUAUAUUCCAUUUAUUAUUUAG
Insectozyma verbasci is the source of this 936-nucleotide messenger RNA. NCBI's taxonomy places the organism in Eukaryota, Fungi, Ascomycota, Pichiomycetes, Serinales, Debaryomycetaceae. The record is from the annotation of a GenBank genome assembly.